CUUCACGUAGAAAGAGGCCUUCGACGACUCCCAAGCAAUUAAUGAGUGGCUGCCAUACAGAAAUAAACUCAUAGAUUUCCAGGUCUGCGGAUGCUUCCACCUGACUCAGACGUAGAACAAUUCCCUUCCCAAGUCCCGGAGAUCGAGAGAUGAGUCUCAACAGCGAGCAAAACGAAGAAGGAGAUCGAAGCUUCAUGUUGGACGUCGCCCGGCAUCAGGUGCGAGGCGGCAGCGAGCACCCCGUCUUCGCACCUCAUCCCGAUCCCAGGGACCCGACUCCGACAGCGAGAAUUGGCAGCUCGAUCGAAGCACCGGAGAAGAAGCUGACGCUCUUCGCCUUCCGCCUCGGGAUUCUAGAGAAGUCGGCAAGCGGUCUCGGCACGCUAGCCUUCGUCUGGGCCACCGUCGUCCUCCUCGGCGGCUUCUCCUCGGCGCUCGUGAGGAAGGACUUCGUGAUCGUGACCGUGCUUCUCGUCACCGAGAGCACCAGAAUCUUCGGCCGCAGCCACGAGCUGGAGUGGCAGCAUCAGGCGGCCUGGACGACGCCGGAAGGUGCAGGAAGGUCCAGCUUCCGCGUCGUCGAGGACGUCGAUGGCCGACGAACGUGGCGCUCUCGUGACGUUCCCCUGCUUCCUUUCGCUGGCUGGAUCUUCGUGUCGAAGAACCUCAGCAGGGGCCUCUCAUGGCUUCAGCUCUCGUCCGCCCUCGCCUGCGUGGUGCUCUCCUUGAUGCGCCUCAUUCAGCAGGACUACGGCGAGGUAGUCGGGCGAGAUCGCAGGAACCUGAGCCCAGCUCUCAAUCUCUUCUACGGACUGGCGCUCGCGGAGGCGCUCAUCUUCCUGAUGGAGAAGGCAUACUGGUCAUGGAGGAUCUCAUUCUACAAGUUGCUGGAGAAGGUCAGCCGAGAGUGUGAUCUCGGAGAAGUCUCCAUCAGGCGCUUCUUCUACGACACCUACUCCAAGUGCAUCGAAGGCAGCGUCUUCGACGGCCUCAAGAUGAACCUAGUGACCUUCGCCAAGGAACUUCUGGUCUCUGAGCUCCGCGACGAGCAGCUCAUUGGCGUCCGAGUCCUGCACAAGCUCGCCACCAUCGACCGCUUCUCCCUCGACACGCUCAGGAAGAUCGGCAGCUCGACGCGGACGAUCGAGAGGCUCGUGGAGAUGCUGAACUGGAAGAACACGGGCGAAGAGGAAGAGAUCAGGAUGCGUGCGGCGGAGAUCGUGUCGAAGCUUGCAGAGAAGAGGAGGAACGUGCUUCGAGUUGCUGCAAUUCCAGGAGCCAUGGAGGCGCUGUCAUCGUUGCUCGUCGUCGAUGACUCCUCGGACUUCAAUCUGCUGGGACUGUCCAUCCUCGAGAAGCUGGCAUCAGACCACGAGGACUGUUGGAAGAUUGGCAAUACCAGAGAUCUGCUGCCAAAGAUCAUCGACCUCACCAGUGCGAGGAAAACGCUGCUUAGGAAUGAUCAUGCAGCAGAGUCCCAGAUCAGAACGGUGAUGAGUUCGCUGCAAGUGCUGAAGAAGCUGGUGAGCACGACCGGAUACAUCGGCCAAAUUCUACGACAGGAAGUCUCUGAGAUCGUGUUCACGGUGAGCAACAUAAGGGAGAUCCUGCAGCACGGAGAGAGCCACAUGGUUCUGCAAAAGCUGGGAAUCGAGAUCCUAAAAAGCCUCGCCAUGGACGAGAGCGCAAGGGAGAAGAUUGGAAGCACAGGUGGAGUCAUCAAGCUGCUCCUGUCGAUCUUCUUCGAGCCAGGAUUCACCGAGGCUGAGAACUCGCUCAGAGAUGAAGCGGGAGAGGCGCUGGCGAUGCUGACAUUGGAAAGCAAGAAGAACUGCGAUCGGAUCGUGAAGGAGCCGGAGGUGGAUAGGCUCAUGGAAGCACUGACCGAUGCUGUUCUUCAGAUAAAUGCUUCGAGGAUUCUGCGCAAUUUGUGUGCCUACGGCGGAGCCGAAUGCUCUCAUCGGCUAUCGGGGAUUACUGCUGCCAUGCCCACUGUUUUGAAAGUGAUUAUGGAGGCAAAAGAGAGAUUACUAGAGGCAUCGAUUGAUCUAACCACAGAGAUCUGCAAAUUCCUGGAUCCUGAUGAAUUUGCUGAAUUCCUCAAGAAAGCUGCCAUUGAAGAAACUGAUCUUGUAGUGAAGCUUGUGCAAGUGCUGAAAGAAUACAGAUAUCCGGAAAUCAGGGUUCCAGGAAUGAGGAGAUUUGUGAUUGAACAAGCUAUUUGGAUGAUGAGAUCCAACAGAAACAGUAUCCAGCUCUUCGAGCAAUUGGAGAUGGAGAGGUUAUUGAAGGCUGUAGCAGAGACCACAUCCGAGCUCGAGUGCUUCCACAUUUUCUCCGGCGGUGUUGGACUGAGCAGGCACAGUAAAACCUUGUCAUCUCUUGUAGAAACAGCAUUGCACCUAAUGACAGCAGAAGAUUGAAACAAGUUAAG
Messenger RNA from Musa acuminata AAA Group (dessert banana), 2434 nucleotides. RefSeq lists its product as uncharacterized. The transcript has 2 exons. Bases 150 to 2423 code for a protein of 757 amino acids. The record is from RefSeq and is a predicted model, not a curated record. Lineage: Eukaryota; Viridiplantae; Streptophyta; Magnoliopsida; Zingiberales; Musaceae.